This is a messenger RNA of Gallus gallus (chicken), 3784 nucleotides long. RefSeq names its product spermatogenesis associated 22 (gene SPATA22). The record is from RefSeq and is a predicted model, not a curated record. Lineage: Eukaryota; Metazoa; Chordata; Aves; Galliformes; Phasianidae. The transcript is spliced from 10 exons. Bases 194 to 1285 code for a protein of 363 amino acids. Gene Ontology annotation, biological process: regulation of meiotic cell cycle; homologous chromosome pairing at meiosis; meiotic DNA repair synthesis.
UCCCUCAGCGUGUGGGAAGGCGGUUUGGUUUGGUCUGUAGCUCAGGGCUGCGCUUUGAACACCUUCAAGAGAAGGAAAAAUAAAGCCACGCAGAAAAGCAAUCUUGUGCAACACAAAAAUCGGCUUCGGGGCUGCAGCGUCAGUGAAUACGGAGUAACCAAUAAAGAUCUGGCUAUUAAAGAACAGCACAGUCAUGAAAAGGAGUUCAGCUGAUGCUUCAACCCGCAGCACAGCAGGUUGUUUGCCUGUGCCUCUCUUCAAUCAGAAGAAGAGAACCAGGCAGCCCCUCACUUCAAAUCCUCUGAAGAAUGAGCCAGGCUCCAGUUCUGCCACUCAUGACUCUUUUUCCUCAUCACUGGGCUGGGGAGCUGCAAACCCAGAAGUUGACGAACUACAGAAGGCAGCAAAUGAAGGCAGAGCAGAUGAUCACAUGGCUCCUUCUCUUAUGAAACCACCAAACGCAUCAAAGUCUAAUUCAGUCAAAGCUGGAAGAAACUUGUAUGCCUUCAGGACAGAAGAGAAGACUCCCAGUACUAAAAUUUGGAACAGAAAUGAGUGUACUCCUGCAAGUAACAGAACAGGUUCCAAUUCUGACAGUGGAACUACUCAAAAGUUUGAGAACCGUUCAAAUAAUUGGAAAACUGUUCAGCAGCAGAAAAUGCCUGAUAGCUCUAAUGCAUCUCAGCAUAUCAGAACACCAGAAACUAGUCAAACACAUUCCACAAAAGGACAGCGGCCAGUGAAACCUAACACUACAUCAAGAAAUCUGCAGGAUUCUGGUCUGGCAUAUAAAUUUAAUAGCAAUAGUCAGCAAAAUAGCAUGAAUGAAAAGCAGUUCGAUUGUGUUCCGGAAGACAAAAGUCAGGAUAUUUCUUCAUUUCAACUGAAACUUAAAGAAAAAAGGAAUUCUUUGCGUAUCAUAUCUGCAGUCAUUGAAAGCAUGAAGCACUGGAGCCAGUAUACGUACAAAACUACACUAUUAUUUGAAGUUUUAGGCACGCUUGAUUCUGCGGUCACAUCUGGAGCAUACGGAGCCAAGAAUUUUCUUUUGAGAGAUGGAACGGAGAGCCUGCCCUGUGUUUUUUAUGAAAUUGAUCGUGAGCUUCCAAGACUAAUUAGAGGUCGUGUGCUCAGAUGCAUGGGAAACUAUGACGCAAAAAGAAAUAUUUUCAAGUGUGUCUCUGUAAGACCAGCAACUAUUCCAGAACAAAACACUUUCCAAGAAUUUGUUAAAAUUGCAGAUGUUGAGAUGACAGCCUAUGUAAAAACAAUGAAUGAAAUUUGAAUGGUAAACGUUGUUGCAUAAAAUUCAUUUCCCCAAACUAAUGCUGAAAAUGUGAUUAAAUAAUUGAAAAUAGUACUCUGUUAUCCAACAAAUGUUAAGGACAGCAUUUCGUUUCCACUAUCACUUUCAUAGUUUAUUUUCUCUAGCUAUCUGUGCAAUAACAGCUUUUGUUAUGUAGUUCAUUAGAUUUUACUGGAGAAAUUCUGAAUUUAAAUGUUGAAGUUGUUUAUAUGUACGUAACUUAUUUGUAUGAACUGUUCCUGCUUAACCAAAGUGAGCCAAAUUCUUUUUUUUUUAAUAAGAAAUGGACAGUGUAAUGAAUUUUAUUUAAAAACAAACAAAGAUCCAUGGAUCCUCUCUGCAGUGAAAACUGCAAGGAGUACCACACUCAUAUCUCUUUUGUCUGCUAUCCCAACUGUAUGUAUCAUUAAAAGCAGACCAGGCUGAUUAGUGGCUUACUAUCUCUCCCAGUCACUGAAGAAAAGACUUAAUAGUAAAACUUUCUUUCAUUGAGGCAUGAGAAGGUGAAACGAGGCAGAGUCACAGGUGGCUAACGAGAAUGAAAAUGGUACCUCCUUUUUCGAGAUGGCCUAAGCCUGUAGGAAUUCUCAAAAAUGUUUUGAGCAUUUCUAAGGGGGUCAAACACAUGCUUCUCUUCUCAAGUAAAUUAUAUACCAACUAUAUGUUCCACCUACUAGACACAUUAUUUUCCCCUUUUGGUGUGGUGUUUUUUUCUGUUUGUUGACAUAGAAACAAGCAAUCAGUCUAGACCUUAACAAACCGUGUGCUGAGAGUGAAAUUUUAUAUUUCUAUGUUCUGUAAUACUUGGCCACACAAACUUAACUCUGACAGCAGUUCAAGUGACUCAGAAAAAAAGAUACUGUCAAUGCUAAUUCACACUGCCAUUGUGUCUUAUCUUCAACUAUUAGAAAUACCUUCAAUACCUGUUUCAGAAUGUUGACUGUGAUGAGUGUUUGGUCAAAGUUUAGUAGCUAACAAAUAUCAACAAAGUUCUUUGUGUAAUUUCAUUAAAAUUGCUCUUUGGUAGAAUGUAAGGUAGUGUAUCUUGCUUCAGUUCCAGUUUCCUCUGAAUAACAACAACACGUGUAAAAGCCCUUCUAGAAAUGAACAUAACAGACAUUGCAGAAAGAUUUCACAGGAUACAGCUGUAUGUAUUAGCUAUUCAUAUGGUUCCCAUUGCUACACCAUCUAAUCAUACUUUUCUUUAAAAACAAUGAAUCAUUAUAACACUUGUUUAAAUGAGCAGCAUACCCUGAAGCUGUAGGAACAUUGUUCAAGGACACGGAGGAAGUUGGAAAGAAAUAAUUACUUGAACACAGAACUUCCUAGCCUUUGCCAUAGGAACAUCCUGUGAGGGAUGGUCCACAUGUUUGUGUCUUUACCUUCAAACAUUAACUUUCAUAGCUUAUUCCUGUUGUUUUUAUUUCCUUUUCCCCUUACUUCAACACUUUGUACCAAAUCUGUUGGAAUUUUUUUUAAGAUGCUAAGAAAAUAGUGACCAGUGAUUUUUUUUUCAAAUUUUUUUAUUAUACAGUGUUGGCAAUUGGAAAUUUCACAUUUAAAAUAAUUGAAGUAUUGUAUCCAACAAGUCAAAUACAGAAAACAGUUAGUAUUCUAAAAAGGAGCCAGCUAGUCAAUGCAGAAACACAUUAAUGGAAAAUACAGCUUUUAGUUACACUUAGAAAAUUAUAUAUUUAGAAUAAAACUUGAACCUGAUCCCAUAAAUUGUUUGACUUUUAACAAGAAAACGCUUUACACAGUUCAACUCGCAGACAGUCUUUAUUUUAAAAAGUGAUCUGUCAGUGUUAGCAUAUGUAUUGUUAGCAACACCCUACUAAAGCUGUCAAUUGAGGAGCUAAAGCAUAUGCUUUACUAACUGUGCUAAGAAUCCCUUGCCUUAUCUCCAUCUUCUGUGCUAAGCUGGUUCUAAGCAUGGAUGUUUGAAGGAAAGUUUUGCCUAUCCAGUUGUAGGGGUCAUAUCCAUAUGCUUGAUUUCCUUAAUGUAUGGUAAAAUAUUAACAAAAUUUCCAAAUGGAGGCAUUAGUUUGGUUCAUAGAAGGAAAUAGAGCCUGACAGUGCUCACAACAAAAGAGGCUGAGUUUAAAGUAGUAAAAGAUUUGGUACAGCAGUGCUGUAAAUUGUGGAACUCCAUUAAAACAGUCAGUUAAAAUUACAAAGGAAGUUUGAGCUAUGGGGCCAGAAUUGCAAGCAUGUGUGUGUUCAACAUCACACAAGUGCUGUAGUCCUAGCAAUUUUGGUCGAAUGAUGGUUCCAGUUCUGCACAUGUGACAGUUAAUAAGCAGUGACGGGAACUGAUUGAUUGUGUUUAGCAGGUAUGGCAUGGAUGUUAAGAAAAAUAUAAAAUCUUACUUUCAGUGUUUAGGUCCUUGCAAUUUUUUUUGCACACUAACAAAUCACUUUUCUAGUGGAACAUUAAGUGACAGUCUUAAACAUUACACAAAACAGAAAAAACCCUAC